GCUGAGUCUCGUAAACAUGGCCUUCACGGCGUUGACCAAGGACUUCUCUCGCCUUCUUCGUGCCUCUUUAUUGGCCUACCACAAAAAUGGAAGAAGGGCGCUCACGUUAUCAGCGUCAAGAAGAUGCGCCAUAUACACCACGGAUCCAAUUGAUGCCAACGAACCAACCUUUGACAAGAUACUGAUUGCCAAUAGAGGAGAAAUUGCUUGUCGGGUCAUCAAGACGGCAAGGAAGAUGGGCAUCAAAACAGUCGCCAUCCACUCUGAUGUCGACUCUAAUGCACCCCAUGUGAAGCUUGCUGACGAGGCUGUCUGUGUGGGAACAGCUCAGGCUCGAGACUCUUACCUACGUAUGGACAGGAUAUUGGAUGCCAUCAAAACCACUGGCUCCCAGGCUGUUCAUCCAGGAUACGGUUUCCUAAGUGAAAAUGCAGAUUUUGUACAGAAAUUGGAAGACAUUGGAGUCAGCUUCAUAGGUCCCAAUGCAAAGGCUAUAACGGGCAUGGGUGAUAAGCUCGAGUCCAAGAGGCUUGCUAUGGCAGCUGGAGUCAAUACCAUCCCAGGCUUUGAUGGUAUUGUGAAAGAUGCUGAGGACUGUGUACGCAUCAGCAAUGAUAUUGGAUACCCAGUGAUGAUCAAGGCAUCUGCUGGAGGUGGUGGGAAGGGCAUGCGCAUUGCCUGGAAUGAUGAUGAAGCUCGUGAGGGAUUCAAACUAUCUACGCAAGAAGCUGCCUCUAGCUUUGGGGAUGACAGAAUACUGGUGGAGAAGUUUGUUGAUAAUCCAAGGCAUAUUGAAAUUCAAGUUUUAGGUGACAAAUUUGGCAAUGCGAUAUACCUUAACGAACGUGAAUGCUCUAUCCAGCGUCGCAACCAAAAAGUCAUAGAAGAGGCUCCUAGUGUUUUUCUAGAUGAAGCUACAAGGAAAGCUAUGGGAGAGCAGGCUGUGGCAUUAGCCAAGCAGAUUGGAUAUUCAUCUGCAGGAACUGUUGAAUUUCUUGUUGACUCCAAGAAGAAUUUCUACUUUCUUGAGAUGAAUACAAGAUUGCAGGUAGAGCAUCCCAUCACAGAGUGUAUUACUGGUGUUGACCUUGUGCACCAGAUGAUAAGAGUGGCUAAAGGACAUUCCCUGAAAAUUAGCCAGAAAGAUGUACCCAUAAGAGGCUGGGCCAUCGAGAGUCGAGUUUAUGCUGAGGAUCCUUUCAAGAACUUUGGCCUGCCAUCUAUUGGGCGUCUGUCAAAAUAUCAGGAACCACUUCAUCUUCCAAAGGUUCGUUGUGACAGUGGCAUUGAAGAGGGGAGUGAAAUUAGCAUAUAUUAUGAUCCAAUGAUCUGUAAGUUAGUGUGCUAUGGAGACAACAGAGAAGAAGCGUUGGAGCGCAGUAUCAAGGCAUUAGAUGCUUACGUGAUUAGGGGUGUGACGCAUAACAUACCCCUGCUUAGAGACAUCCUCACUGAGGCACGCUUCGUAUCAGGAAAUAUUUCAACCAAUUACCUUCCUGAGGUUUAUCCAGACGGAUUUAAGGGAAAACAACUAACAUCAAAGGAAAAGGCGGAGCUUACAGCUGUGUUAGCCUCAGUUUAUGUGAAAGAUGCACUGAGGUCCAGAAACUUUAUGAAUGCAGAAAGAAUUAAAGUCAAUAGCCGAAUUCCCUCAUCGUGGAGCUUAGUAGUUCAAGUAGCUGGUGAAGAUGUACCUUGUGAAAUCAAAGUAGAGGAUGGUGCAUUCAAGGUGACGGUUGAAGAUAGAGUUGUGGCUGUGGACUCUGCUUUUGAUCUUGCUUCCCCCCUUAUUGAAGCUAAUAUUGAUGGUGAACAAGAAACCAUUCAGCUCAUUAAACUUGGCUCAGGUGGUGAGAUCAGGAUAAGAUAUAAAGGAACAGCAUUCCAAACCACUGUGGUCACGGAUACAGCCCACCGUUAUCUCUCUUAUAUGCCAGAGAAGCCCAAGGUUGACCAGAGUAAAGUAGUUUUGUCUCCAAUGCCUGGCUUGGUGAAGUCUAUAGCUUGUGCUCCAGGAGAUAUGGUUGGAGAAGGCCAGGAAGUGUGUGUCAUUGAGGCAAUGAAGAUGCAGAACUCCUUGGUUGCUGCAGCCACUGGUAAGGUGAAAGCCAUCCAUGUAAAGGAAGGAGAGACAGUGGAAGAAGAGCAAGUUUUAGUCGAGUUAGAAUAGAGUAACAACAAAGUUUGUGUAGCAUUUCGAGUAGGUGAAUUGGUGUGAGAGCAACAAGGGUUUUUUUGUGUAGUGUUUGAGUGAUAGAGAUUACAAGAUUGGCCUUUUAAGAUUCUUUAAUGUUGUAACAGUUAUUUGGGUUAAUUUUAAAAUGAACUAAGUAUUUUCUUCAUCCAUCAGCUUGGAUUCUAAGCCAAGUUAUUUCCUUUUUUCCAUAAAGGAAUCAUAAUGAAUUAGCACAGCAUCAGAAGACAGAGUAAUCAUCAACAAAACGUAAACUUGAAGCAAGAAUAUACACGCAAUAAGAGUGAAGUAGAAGUAGCUACUUCACCAGUAUGCAGUUAAUUUUGAAACAUUGUUUAAUUGCUAAUAUCAAAGCAGCACCACCUCAUCAUUGUAGUAAUUAAUGAUAUUGCUUGGUUUCAAAUAAAUGGGAAUAGUUCAAUGUGGGGCAGUCUAUUAUGAACAUUAAUUACUGCAAGAUGGUUUCUACUCUCUUGCAAGAAGUACAGAAUAAGAUGUACAUUAUUGGGCAUUGUGUAAUUUAUAUAUUUAUACUUCUUUUUGUCAAAUAAAGGCUUUAGAAAUGAUUACUGUUCAAUUAAAGAGGAUGGAUUUUAUCAUUUAAGAUGUUUAGGUUGAUGUUAUGGGUCUACAUGAUUUUGAUAUUUAAACAUCUUUAAUUUCAAAUUAGUAGUACAGUUACAGUUGGCUUAAUAAUGGUAUAGAUUGGUUAAUUUCAUAACCCUUGAUGUUGAAAUAGCUUGUGGAUGUUAAGAAAUUUCUUUAAAAGAUUUUGAAGGAUAACAAAUUUGAGGACUACUUUUUAAAAUAGAAUAAAACUAUUUUUGUGUACAUUUAUUGUAAAAAAAAAAAAACUUACUCUUCCAGUGUCAUAAAACAGUGGUGUAUAGUUUAGGAAAGAUUUGGAUUUAGAUUUUCAGGUCUUUGUGUAAAUUUCAUUUACAGUGAUUAUAUUUUUGUAGUGUAAUAAAGUUUCAGUUAGCUUA
Molecule: messenger RNA, 3180 nt
Organism: Penaeus vannamei (Pacific white shrimp)
Lineage: Eukaryota; Metazoa; Arthropoda; Malacostraca; Decapoda; Penaeidae
Product: propionyl-CoA carboxylase alpha chain, mitochondrial
Cellular component (GO): mitochondrion
Molecular function (GO): metal ion binding; propionyl-CoA carboxylase activity; ATP binding
Source: RefSeq, a predicted model, not a curated record